UACGUUGGAUUACUCUCUGGAAUUGGACUUCUUUCUCGGAUUGUGGAUUAAAUUCUCAUGGACAGUUUCUUGUGACUUCCCUCUCUGAACUUCUCUGUGGACAUUUGGAUUACUAUUGUUUCCUGGGUAUUUUCUCAGAUCUCCCUGAUCAUCAACUCCAGAGGACCAAGAGUGGUUGGGGUGCUUUUGACGUGCCUCCCCUCCACCAUAAGUGUGGGUGUGUGUCCGUGUGUGCUUAUGCCUGUGAGUCCUGCGUGGGGGUCAGCUGGAGUCCUCUCCUCUCUGUGAAAGGCCCCGACCAGGACAGGUGGUGUGGGGGGGUGGGCUUUGGUUGCCGGGGCGUGCAAGGCAAAGCCGCCACCAUGAACGUCACAUCGCUGUUCUCUUUCACGAGCCCGGCCGUGAAGCGGCUUCUGGGCUGGAAGCAGGGUGACGAGGAGGAGAAGUGGGCGGAGAAGGCGGUGGACGCGCUGGUCAAGAAGCUGAAGAAAAAGAAGGGUGCCAUGGAGGAGCUGGAGAGAGCCCUCAGCUGCCCAGGCCAACCCAGCAGCUGCGUCACCAUUCCACGCUCGCUGGACGGACGCCUCCAGGUGUCCCACCGUAAGGGUCUGCCACAUGUCAUCUACUGCCGCGUGUGGCGCUGGCCCGACCUGCAGUCUCACCAUGAGCUAAAGGCCCUAGAGUGCUGCGAGUACCCUUUCGGCUCCAAGCAGAAGGACGUCUGUAUCAAUCCCUAUCACUACAAGAGAGUGGACAGUCCAGUGCUGCCUCCUGUGUUGGUACCACGCACCAGUGAGUUCAACGCGAAGCUGAGUAUGCUGCCUCGCUUCCGGAACCCUCUGCACCAGGCUGAGCCUCACAUGCCUCAGAACGCUACCUUCCCUGACUCCUUCCCGCAGCAGCCACCUCAGCCACCAGCCGGCAGCCUGCCCUUCGCUCCACACUCGCCCACUAACAGCUACCCAAACUCCCCAGGCAGCAACGCAGGCAGCAGUGCCACUUUCCCACAGUCACCCUCCAGCUCUGACCCCGGCAGCCCCUUCCAGAUGCCAGAAACCCCUCCACCUGCCUACAUGCCCCCAGAUGAACCAAUGACCCAAGACUGUCCUCAACCAAUGGACACCAAUCUGCUGGCUCCCACUCUGGCUCUUGAGAACAGCAACCGCCCAGAUGUGCAGCCAGUGGCUUAUGAGGAGCCGAAGCAUUGGUGCAGUAUUGUUUACUAUGAGCUAAAUAACCGUGUUGGCGAGGCCUUCCAGGCAUCUUCUACUAGCGUACUGGUGGAUGGCUUCACUGACCCCUCCAACAAUCGCAGCCGCUUCUGCCUGGGCUUGCUCUCAAAUGUAAAUCGCAACUCCACCAUCGAGAACACUCGACGCCAUAUUGGCAAAGGCGUGCAUCUGUAUUAUGUGGGUGGAGAGGUAUACGCUGAGUGUUUGAGUGACAGCAGCAUCUUUGUGCAGAGCCGUAACUGUAACUACCACCAUGGCUUCCAUCCUACUACGGUCUGCAAGAUCCCUAGUGGCUGCAGCCUCAAGAUCUUCAACAACCAGGAGUUUGCGGAGCUACUGGCCCAAUCUGUCAACCACGGCUUUGAGGCUGUUUACGAGCUUACCAAAAUGUGCACCAUCCGCAUGAGUUUUGUAAAGGGCUGGGGUGCAGAGUACCACCGGCAGGAUGUCACUAGCACCCCCUGCUGGAUUGAGAUCCACCUGCAUGGCCCACUGCAGUGGCUGGAUAAGGUCCUGACCCAGAUGGGCUCUCCUCACAACCCAAUUUCUUCGGUGUCCUAAUCGUAACUGAGCCUGGAUGUAAGGGUGGGCUGGGGUGGGGUAAACAGAGCACCCAUCCCCCCGGGUAUCUAGAGCAUUAGUUUGACUGAUGGGGGGGGGGGGGGGGGGGGGGUGAGGUAGCUCAGGUGGGUGUUUGUACUCAAUUUCAGAGUAUGCAUCAGACCAGUUCUAGAGGGCCAGUGUGUCUGCUGGUUUUCAGGAGUGAAUUUCUUAUUGCAGUCAGUUGCUUCAACCAGUCCCUUUGUGAGCUUUCUGAAAACUGGUUCACACCAUGCCCCCUAAGAGCCAGUCUGUGCAGCUCUGUUCUACUUGAAGGAGGUCUAACUAGGGCAUAAUGGGGUAGAGAAGACUGACAGGGCAGUCUUCAGAGUUGUUAUUUGGGAAUCUGGAAGAUACUUGAUUUAAAAACAAAGUGUGACCAAGCGUAAUAAAAAAAAUCAGACUAGCAUACUCAUUGCCAAGUAUCCUUCCUCUAGAAUCUUCUGGUGGCCUUCUUUUUGCUAUUGCAUUUUGUUUAUCUUCUCUCUGUCUUUUUUUCCAGUUUCUCCUCCGCUCUUUCUUUUAAAGUUUACGUCACAGUAUUCCAUGUGGGAUCCCCUGGAGAGUUCCAUGGGGAGUUUGGGACAAUGGGUGGGGGGGAGGGGGGGGGGGGGUGCAUUUUUUAUGUGUACAGACUUUGAAUAGUGAAGGAAACACUCAGUUGAAUAGAAACUGAAAAGAAAAAAUGUUUAAAUUAAUGUAAAAAUGGAUGUCACUAGAUUUUAGAUUAGGCAAGUUUACAUAUUCAGGUUAAUAAAAUAAACCAGUGUGCCAGAUACUUAUAGGUGGUUAUGUCAAGAUGGCAGGAGGAAUGUCACAGAGAUUGUUAAGUAAGUGACAGAAGGAUUUGGACACACAUGAUCUGCUCUUUAAAUGACACGCAAUAGUGUGACUUGUCAUGAUGUGCUCUUUUCAUCAUACUAUUGUGUCUAAGGGAAUGUGCAAGUUGGGCAGAGCCAUUUGAAAAUUCUGUUGUCAAUGUGCAUUAUGCAAGUCAGCGUUUUGGAAGAUUGCCUUAAAAAUUCCAAAAUUCUUAAUGUGAUCUACAGUAUCCCUGAUUUUUCUGUAAAAGCAAUUAAUUGCGGUAGAAGGGAGUGUGAAGACAACAGUGGGUGGUCAUUGAAUAAACAUGUUUGGCUACAUGUUUCAGUAGUGUUAAAGGUGAGACAAAAGACUUUGUUUUAGAUGCACUCAUCCCCUAGACUAAGUGCUAUGCAGUCUUUAUCUUUAUUGCUUCUUUGAUCAGAGUUUGUUUGGUCACGUAAAGAAUAUUUUAUGCCAACAAUGUAUUUUUUUCUGGAGCAGCAGAAAAUACAGGCAAGUCAGUACUGACUUGCAGAGUGGAUACCAUAAAGAUGCAUUGCAUUUGUUUCUUUGACUGAAUCUGACUCAGCUAAAUCAUGUACCAAUUCAAACAGUCAUGUUCUGCCUGAGCCUCUCCAGUUAGUUCUUACUGGAAAAAGUAAACAUUUCAUAUCUGUGUUCUUGUGAGUUGCUGUGGGUUAUAAAUUGAUCUUUUUCUAGUAAAAUGCAAACUAGAUAAUACUUAUUUCUUGUCCAUUGUUUAGGCAAACAGAAAUCCCAUCCGGUGUUAAUGUAAACAUUUUUGUAUUUUUGAGAUGUUUUACUGUUUUUUUUUUUUUAUAUGCACUUUCACAGAUGGCUCCUUUCUGCAUUUCUCGUUUGUCUCUUUUUUUAGCUGGUUUUGCUAGUAGUAGGCCUAUUCCCAGAAAGCAGUUUUAUUCCAUGAAUAUCAAGUCUACUGGAAGAUUCAAUAAAAAAAAAAAACUGUUUCUUUA
Messenger RNA from Alosa sapidissima (American shad), 3631 nucleotides. RefSeq names its product SMAD family member 1 (gene smad1). The record is from RefSeq and is a predicted model, not a curated record. Gene Ontology annotation, molecular function: RNA polymerase II cis-regulatory region sequence-specific DNA binding; I-SMAD binding; DNA-binding transcription factor activity, RNA polymerase II-specific. Gene Ontology annotation, biological process: SMAD protein signal transduction; cell differentiation; BMP signaling pathway. Lineage: Eukaryota; Metazoa; Chordata; Actinopteri; Clupeiformes; Clupeidae. The transcript has 7 exons. Bases 363 to 1793 code for a protein of 476 amino acids. Gene Ontology annotation, cellular component: heteromeric SMAD protein complex.